Molecule: messenger RNA, 2383 nt
Organism: Callorhinchus milii (elephant shark)
Lineage: Eukaryota; Metazoa; Chordata; Chondrichthyes; Chimaeriformes; Callorhinchidae
Gene: syt7a
Product: synaptotagmin VIIa
Exons: 13
Coding region: 93-2105 (670 amino acids)
Biological process (GO): cellular response to calcium ion; regulation of calcium ion-dependent exocytosis; calcium-ion regulated exocytosis
Cellular component (GO): synaptic vesicle; synapse; membrane
Molecular function (GO): phosphatidylserine binding; calcium ion binding; calcium-dependent phospholipid binding
Source: RefSeq, a predicted model, not a curated record
UCAAAAUGCUCGGUGCCGCUUGCUGACAUCCCUUCCUCCCGCAUGCAACACCUCCCCCCAAACCGAGGACCACUUACCCUGGGCAGGAAAACAUGUUCCUCAACAAGGACACUGCGAAAGGCUCGCUGACCCUGGACACAGUUCUGAUCUCAGCAGCUGUGGUCGUGUGUCUCUCCGCGAUGGUCGCCAUGUGUGGUAUCUGCAAGUGGUGUCAGCGCAAACUGGGCAAAAGACACAAGAGUUCCCUGGAAGCAGUUGGCACACCGGACUCCAAUCGAGGCCGCAAUGAGAAGAAAGCCAUCAAUGAUCUUGACAGAGACUUUUGGAAUAACAAUGACAGCACAGUGCACCAGAAAUGGAGUUCCUACCCUCCAAAGGAGUUCAUUCUAAAUAUUUCGCCUUAUGCACCAUAUGGUGACCCACGGCUUUCACUCAACGGCACUCUCAUGUCGGGUAACAAAGCUCCAUUACACGAAAAAGACUUACGCUCAGCCGAGAAGCAAGCCCGCAGCAACAGCGUGAAGAGCAGCGGAUCUUCCAACAGUAAUCGGGUUGAAGCUGCCAAUGGCAAGGCAGGGAAAGGUGGGCGCUGGCAUACAGUCCAGACUCUCCUAGCAUCGGGCAAGCUCAACCAAGCUAACUUGGACGACCCCUCCCUCUCAGCAGCCUCCACACUGGAACACAUAUCUGUGCCGGUGGGCGAACAGCAGCCGAAAUGCCCGCGACCUCGGACGCUGCAAAGGCAGCAAAGCCUUCAGCAGCCGCUGCAGCAGCCCAGAGCGGCUCACAGCCAACCCACCACCAGCCAGAGUCUCGGGCAGCUUCAGCAGUCAACCUCCGGCAGCCGGUCUCCCUACCGGGGACAACCCAGGCAGAGCGCGACUGCGGGCUCCCGCUAUCGCACUGCCGGAGGCCGGAGCCGCUCCAACCCCGGGAGCUGGGAUUACGUGAUGGGACAGCUUCGUAACCGAGGGUUAGAUAUGAAGUCCUUUCUUGAAGGCCGGAUGGUGGUGCUCUCCCUGGUUUUGGGCUUGACAGAACAAGAUGACUUUGCAAAUAUCCCUGAUCUACAGACCAGCAACAGCCAAGGCAUGCAGUCAGACAAAAGGUUACCCACUGGAAAUAAGCCAGUGAAUACAGCCCAAGUUCAAGGGCAGCUCCCUGUGGAUGACUCUGACAGGAAAACAGAGCCUCGCUCCUCUGUCUCAGAUCUUGUGAACUCCCUGACCAGCGAGAUGUUAAUGCUGUCUCCAGGCUCCGAGGAGGACUAUUGCCACGAGGGAAACGCCCGCGAGAACCUGGGCCGCAUCCAGUUCAGCGUCGGCUACAACUUCCAGGAAUCCACCUUCACCGUAAAAAUACUGAAGGCCACGGAGCUGCCAGCCAAAGACUUCAGCGGCACAAGCGACCCCUUCGUCAAGAUCUACCUGCUCCCCGACAAAAAGCACAAGCUGGAGACCAAGGUCAAAAGGAAGAAUCUGAAUCCACAUUGGAACGAGACCUUCCUGUUUGAAGGGUUUCCCUAUGAGAAGGUGGUGCAGAGAAUCAUGUAUCUGCAGGUCCUGGAUUAUGAUCGGUUCAGUCGGAACGAUCCGAUCGGAGAAGUGUCAUUGCCGCUAAACAAGGUGGAUCUGACGCAGACACAGACCUUCUGGAAAGAUCUGAAGCCAUGCAGCGAUGGAAGUGGGAGUCGAGGAGAGCUGCUUUUGUCGCUGUGUUAUAAUCCGACUGCCAACACCAUCACUGUGAAUAUUAUUAAGGCCAGGAAUCUGAAAGCCAUGGAUCUAGGAGGGACAUCGGAUCCCUACGUCAAAGUCUGGCUGAUGCACAAAGACAAGAAGGUGGAGAAGAAGAAGACGGUUGUGAUGAAGAGGUGUUUAAACCCCAUCUUCAACGAAUCUUUCAUCUUCGAGAUCCCGACGGAGAAACUGCGAGAGACGACGAUUAUUAUUACUGUGAUGGAUAAGGACAAGCUGAGCAGGAAUGAUGUGAUUGGAAAGAUUUACUUGUCUUGGAAGAGCGGCCCGGGAGAGGUUAAGCAUUGGAAGGAUAUGAUAGGCCGUCCACGGCAAGCGGUGGCUCAGUGGCACCAGCUGAAGGCGUGAUCGAUCGCUCACCAAAAAAUGUUUCAAGGAGAGAGGAAAAAAUAUAUAAAGGACCAGAGAAGAAAAGAAACCCAUCAGAUUAACUUUGACAUUCUACGUUUGCACAGUUGAAGCACUUGGGGUCACCAUACGUCAUGGGUCAUUAAAGCCUACACCUCGGGAGGUCGGCAGCCAAUCCACACGCCAUGGACUCUAUAAGCAUUGAGCUGCCAGGAACUUUUCUUAUGUAAUGAAAAGGUCGCAUCCACUUCGUGCUUCAAACCCUCUCCCCCUCUCCC